AUGGCUGUAUCUCGAAUAGCUUCCUCGCAAAGAAUGUGUUCAAGAUAUAAAUAUUUCUUUUAUAUUGCUCUACUGAUCUUAGGACUUCAGCUAUUUCUUGGCUAUAGCUUUUAUAACAUGAUCAGACCAGAAAACCCCGAUAACCGAUCGGAUGAUACGUUUUCUUUAAAAAAUCCAUUUGACAGUGACAGUCGACAAGUUGUAAAACGUGGUCAAGGUGUAAAUAUUGAGCAGACAAAUUCGGAAUAUGGGAGAGAUCCUUCAAAGCUGAUUGGUGAAAAUGGAGGAAAGGGUCCACCUGCUGGUAACCAUGGCAAACGGGUACUGAUUGACAAACAUGAUUCUAAGGUGACCAAUACCAGUGCAAGUAAGGUACUGGUGCGUGGUAAGGGAGGCAACCCUGUUACUCGGGGGAUAGUGACAUACAAACCAAAGUGUGACAUUGUUGACAAACAAGCGCUGUCGGCGCUUGGUCGAGCCAAGACCGUAGAGUGUCGUCAACAGAUUGCUGAUGUGGCAUGCCUUAAUGCCGAUGGCAUGCUGUACGCUCCUAGUCUUCCGAGAUACUGCCCUUUAAAAGGAAAUGAUACAGGCCGUUAUUUUGGAUGUUUCCAAGACAGCCUGAAUGAUCGUGAUCUUGAGGGUAAUUACAAAGAACUUCCAAAUAAUUCACCCAAAGUCUGCAUUGCCUUCUGUCUGAGAUCAGGGUUUCAUUACGCUGGCCUGCAGUACAGCAAGGAGUGUUGGUGUGGUGACAGGUAUGGGAGACACGGUAUUCUAGCAGAGGCACAGUGUGACGGCAAGUGUCCCGGCAGUGAGACUCAGACCUGUGGUGGCUACCUGGCCAUCAAAGUCUACAGCACAGGUUAUGGAGAGAAAAAGAAGAAUGUUGCUCCUCUGGUGAGAGCAACAUCAGCGAAGAUCUCCAACAUUUCGAGGAUUGUUUUUGUUCUCACGUUGAACGGUCGACAGAUUAGACAAGUUGUGAGGCUUAUCCGGACAAUCUACCAUCCACAGCAUUACUACUUCAUACAUGUAGACGAGAGACAAGAAUACAUGUUUCGUGAAUUGCUUCCCCUGGAGAACAGACUGGCCAAUGUUCACCUCACAAAGACACGGUUUUCAACCAUUUGGGGCGGAGCCAGCCUUCUGCAGGCUCAUUUGACCUUCAUGAAGGAACUGAUGACCUUGAAGGAGUGGAAAUGGGAUUACUACAUCAACCUUAGUGAGAGUGAUUACCCGAUCAAAACUGUUGGAGAUUUAACAGCCUUCUUGACAAAAUACAGAGGUCUUAACUUCUUGAAGUCUCAUGGAAGAGAUACACCCAGAUUCAUACAGAAGCAGGGCUUGGACCAGACAUUUUACGAGUGUGACAACCACCUGUGGCGGGUUGGUCCGCGGACUCUACCCGAGGGGAUCCGGAUUGACGGGGGCAGUGACUGGAUCUGUCUGUACCGAGAGUUUGUGGAUUACCUCAUCACGUCAAAGGACGAUCUCAUCACAGGCCUGAAGGAACUCUACAAAUACACACUGUUACCUGCUGAGUCAUUCUUCCACACUGUGCUUCAGAACAGCCAGUUCUGUGACAAGGUGGUCGACAACAAUCUUCACCUGACUAACUGGCGCCGCAAACAGGGCUGCAAGUGUCAGUACAAACACAUUGUUGACUGGUGCGGCUGUUCACCUAAUGACUUCAAGACAACUGACCUUGACAGGCUGAUGAAUUACGAAGAGAAACCGACAUUUUUUGCUAGAAAAUUUGAGCCAAUUGUCAACCAGGAAAUUAUAAACAGCCUGGAUGUCUACUUGUUUGGAAGAUUCCAGCAAGACAUGGUUGCCCUGACGAGCUACUGGCAGAAUGAAUACCACCAUCUGGACAAGAAGUGGUUUCCCAAGGACGCCUACCUUACGUCGUACCACUCGUUCGCACGUCUUGGGCUCAAGGCUCUCUAUCAACAGUCGAAGUCGUGCGGGUUCCGUCUCAUCAAGUUGCUCGAGGCCAACGUGUUCUACGAGUCGGAUCAUUUCCACGGUCUGCUGGUCAUGCACCACGCUGAGCAUGAGUCCACGGGGAAGGUUAUCACCAUGGAAACGCACAUGCAUCCGAGGCAUCAUUACACAGUGUUGAAACCAAAAGGAGUGAUUGGUCGGAUCCAGACUUUACAGGUUGGGACUGACUUUGAUCCUAAAGAACUCAUCUUUCGUAACUAUGCACAACUCAUCGGACCUUACGACGAGAUAGCGCUGCGUCACGUGUGGGGCCUUGGGCCCGAGUUUGUCGUCUCCAUGGCGUGGAUUGACCCUAUCAAUGUGGUGGCCGCGUCAUACGACGUGAAAAUUCCAGCGGGAAGCAUCCACGUCGGGCAGCACAAACCAAACUUCAACCGUCCACUACGUCCCGGGAUCUGGACAGUCAAGCUGAUGUUCAACUUCGACGUUGUGGCCGAGACUUCGUUUCUGGUGACACCGCUGUCUUUCUUUCACUCGAGGUCGAUAUCUACGUCGGAAAUCUAUCGGACCCACGCGGGACCUUUCGGGAUGUAUGCCACAAAGGACUUCUCUGAAUUCAGAGACGUCCUUCAGGUGAAGCAAAACGCAGAGCUCGAGAAACAGGCGAUGAUAAAUAUGAAGAAAGUGGGCAAGGAUUUGGAGAACUGGAUCGACAGUCUAGUGCCUUAUUUCUGGCAGGUGCAGAGAUCUUGCUCCGUCGAGGAUAUGACCAACAUGUGCGAUGAACUGCAACAGUGCCGCAAGACCUCGUGGAGUUCAAGGUCGCCCGAUCCAAAGUCGGAACUGUCGGCAAUAGGUUCUAAGCGAGUCUGGGCUAGAUAACAAACCAUUAGUGCUAGCUCAACUUUAUUUCCUCAACACCACACCAACACAAUGGGUCAAUGAACACAACUAGUCAAAAGUUCAAGUUCAGGUGAUAUUUUGUACAGUGGCACACUAAAAUCAUGAUCAAAAUUAUACCAGGUUUUUUCUUUCUUUUUUUGUUUUGUUUUGUUUUGUUUUAUUUAUUUUUAAUUUUGUUUUUACUUAUUAUAUAUGAUUCAAGAAACCCUUUGGAAUAAAAUUUGAAAACUGUAUUGACAUUAUUGUAACCUGUUGCUAUAUACAAACAACAGCAAGGCUAUCUCUGGCACACACAAAAUUCAGCAAGUCAAAUUUAAGAAAAACAUUUGGCGAAAUACUUUUAUGUAAUAAGUGAUAUUUUGUUAGAAGAUAACUAGGUUUCUGUAAAUUGAUUAAGUUCAAGAGAUAAGUUGGCAACAUCAUCUGCUCACCCUGAGCUAGUCCUGAACAGGCAAGAUAUAAAAUAUCAAAACUUAAAAUCGUCUAUAAGACUAAAAGGGACCAUAUUACAUGUCACAACAACUAUUAAGGCACUUUGUGGCUGGUAUUUGAAAGCAUGUGGCAUGUGCCGUGUUGUCUGUGAAAAACUGCAUAUACAAUACGUGUUACAUUCUUGAUCAUGUGUCACAGUAACCUUUUUGGGGGGAUUGUUUUGUUACAUGUAAUGUGUGCCACUGCCACCAGUGUCAAAUUAUGGUCAAGAUUUUUAAAAAUUGUUUCUCUUUAUUUUUAACGUUUUAUCUGUCCUAUGGCAAAUAUCAGUCUGCUGUUUUUAUACUACAAUUAAUAAUGCAGACUAAAUUAAAUCAUAUCAUGUAUUAUUUUGAAAUAUUUUAUUAUUAGUCUCUGCAUUUGUCCAAAAACUGAAGUUAGUGUGAACCACAUUGACAUAUAUACAUGGGAUUUCUCGAAGCUAACAUGCAUGUGUGUGUAUCAAACAAAAAUGCAGCACAAAUUCUUUGUUGAACAAAUGACAGAACAAAUCAAGAAAGCAAAGACCUUUCAGGUGAACAUGGCUUUCAAAUAACUUUCAUAUCUCGACUUUGCAAGCAACAUAUCUGUAAUAUGUAUGUAUGUAUGUAUGUAUGUAUGUAUUGAUGUAUGAAUAUUUAUAUAUUGUAUGUAUGUCGAGGUUGACUGUUACAUACAUAGAUCUAUUAUCUAUGUAUGUAUGUAUGUAUGUAUCUAUAUAUAUUUACUUCACCCUUAAUGCAUAUGUGUCCCCUUAAAAGCUACAUAAAGAAGCAAAAUAAUGGACUACAUGUACUCUCAAUUUUGCAAAAAGUGGACAUAAGCCGUUCUUGACUAUUGUCCACCAUUUUUAGCUGAUCACAAUAUCAAGGUUUGGUUGUAAAACUUUCUUUUAAACAAGUAAAUGACCGUACGCAGACAUAAUAUUUUGUCUAUAUGUAUUUGAAACUGAAAAAAGGGGGAGGCAGGUGAGGGUGAACCUUCAAGUGCAUUUUUAUUAUCCCAAAAACACAUUCGAUUCACGUUAAGCAAAAUAUUGUUUGUUAGUAUAUCCUACUGACUAUUUUGUUUUCUUUAUUUUUCUUUUCUUCUUUACUGAUGUAUAGAAAUGUGUUUUAAAUGGUGAUAUCCAUUUUAAAAUGGUAUAUUCACUUCCACUAUAAUCUUUAAAUAGAAGAAACAUACCAUUUUAUUACAGCUGUAAUUGUAUUUAAUCUUUUUAUUAAUGAAAUACACAAUGUAUUACAUUCUGGAAGAGUGAGAUAUAGUGCCUUUAAGGAUGGUCAUGGCUAAAUUAAAAUACAUGUAGUUCGUCAAUACACUUGAAUGGUAGUCCUCUUUUGACAGUGCAGGAGGGAUGAAAUAUCCAGUUAAGGGUCUCCUUGGGAGUGGCUGUCCUAUAGAAGAGGCACUAGAUAGAUAUUCAUGGAAUCAAACACUAUUUUGUCAAAUAUCCAUUCGACUCUGCAUUGGACAGAGAUACGGCCUUGGUCAUGUGUUCCAGUUUUGUCCUUCAGAUUAUAAGGGUCUCCAAAGAGAAAGGAAUUGACAGUAUUUUAAAAUUAACAAAUAAAUGUCUGAAAACUUAAUGUCCUCUGGAUCUGUUCAUAAUGGGCAAUGCUGAUAUACAUUGUAUAUGGGAUAGAAAUUAAAGAUGUGGCAUACAUGUAUGUGCAAUAAAUGUGGUUUCUUAUCCAUAAUGAUUGUUCUGUAUAUAUUAUACAAACUAUAAUACAUUUGUUAACUGAGUGCCAGCUUUGCCACUUAUCUCAGAUUUAACAUUGAUAUUCCAAAUCAACAAAUUUGUACGAACGAAUUGGACUGGAUCUCUACCAGAAAGCAUUGCCAAUAAAACUAAAUUUGUGAUAGUAAAGUACUAACGUAGGUCGGCAUAUUGAAAAACUCAGUAGGAGUAUUUCAGUAUUUUAUUACAAUUACAUGUACAUGUUGUAGACCACAGAAAAAAAAUUAAAAAGCAAAAUUGAGCCCAACAAGAAAUUUUGCUUUAUAUUGCUUACUGAUAAUUUUAAUUUUGAGAAUUCAAUGUCUUGGUAACCAGUUUAUAAUUGCAAUUGCAUGUCCUGAUAUGCAUUGAUGUAUGUAUAAUGACUAGUCAAUGUGUUUUUAACAAAAAUAAAUGUGUCAGUUUAAUAUUUCAAUUUUUGCAAUGUUUUAAUGGUUUCAAAUGUGCAAUUUUUAAGAAGAAAGUCUCCAAAUAAUUUGGAUCUUUUAAUUUCUCUAUAAAAACAUUUAUUUGUUCACAUUUACCACAUUUUGACACCCAAUAGCCGAUUUAUUUUUCGUGCUGGGGUGUCGUUAAACAUUCAUUCAUUCAUUCUAUAAAAACAUCCGACUAAAUGCUCUUCUCUGUUCCUCUCUGAACUAAAACUGUUUUUGUACAGCAGUGGUUAUAUGCAGAAAGAUAAAAUGUUCUCUUAUUUUGUUCAGAUGUUGCUUUGUGCCAUAUUUCAUCCAAACUAUAUGUGCAAUAUAUUAUGUAUCUAGAUCAAUAGCAGUACCGAUUUGUGAAAUCCUAAAGUCUCUGCAACUUGUCUUAUUCAGAAAUGUCAUUGUCUUUGUGCUAAGUGUAUGUGCCAACUUCAUUUGUGGUGUGUAAUGAUGUCCUCGGCCCCUGCAUAAAAAACUUUUAAAGUUAAGUCAUUUUGUAUGGUGUUGCCAUGAUGUUAAAGUCCCCAGACUGUGCAAGCUAAGUCCUGAAUCCAUACCUGUGAUGUCACACUAUUGUUCUAGGUGUAGAUUAUUUUUUAAGAAUCAGUACUUGUAUAUUGUAAACAAGUACAACGCUUUAGCCCAUGAGGCCAAAUAUCUGCAUCAUCGAUGUAAUUUAAUCCUUAUACACAUAUUAGUGAAAGUAAUGUAUUCUGGCAGAACACAGCAAAGAUUGUUGGAAACUAAAUCGGAAAUAAGAGAUUACAUGAUUAGCCACUGUUGAUGAUUUACUGCCCAAAUCAUUCAGGUUAGGUCCGAAAGAAUCCUAUCAUUUUGGGGGUUUUGUUUUGUAAAUAUUCUUUGCUAUUUUAACCAAUAUUUUCAUUGAGAAAUAUAAAAUAGAAGUUAAUUUAGCAGUCACAUAAUUUCUUUUAAUGAAUAAUGAAUUAAGUUGGAGAAUGUACUAGGAAGUGUAGAUUCAUGAAAAAUAAUUAACUUGUUCCUAUGGGGCUUGUGAAUCGUUUUUCAUGAAUGUACACCUCCUCGUACAUUCUCCACUACAGAUUUUAUGAGUCUUGAGAGCACAACAGCUGAUUUCACUGUGCAGAUGUACAGAUGACAGAAAUGAUAUUAAUUUAAUGAUAAACGUACAUGACAACAGCUGAUUUUACUGUACAGGUGACACAAAUGAUAUUAAUUUAAUGAUAAACAUACAUGACAACGGCUAAUUUCACUGUACAGAUGUACAGGUGUCACAAAUGAUAUUAAUUUAAUGAUAAACAUACAUGAAACAAUGAAAACUAGACUACAAGGAGAAUGUGGCCUUUAGUUUAAAAGCGUGUGUAAUUAAUAAAGAGCUAAAUUAUAUCAAUAUGUAUGCAAGAUUGAUAGUUCAGAAGUGCCUUUUUAUAGGCAUGACCAUCGUGUACUCGGUGUUCAUUUAUAAUAGGUUCAAUCAAUACAGAUUUUCAUACAUUAGUCCCAUCAGAUGUACGUUGUUAUUAAUAAAGGGACAUUCUUGAGUUUGCUGCAUUUUUAAAGAUGUCAUUGACUAACAGACAUUUCACAUAUAUGUAUAUAUAUAUAUAUAUAUAUAUUUUUUUUUUUGGUGUUUUUUUGUGGGUUUUUUGCA
This is a messenger RNA of Gigantopelta aegis, 7126 nucleotides long. Its product is annotated as xylosyltransferase 2-like. Gene Ontology annotation, biological process: chondroitin sulfate proteoglycan biosynthetic process; heparan sulfate proteoglycan biosynthetic process. Bases 1 to 2832 code for a protein of 943 amino acids. Gene Ontology annotation, molecular function: protein xylosyltransferase activity. NCBI's taxonomy places the organism in Eukaryota, Metazoa, Mollusca, Gastropoda, Neomphalida, Peltospiridae. The transcript has 13 exons. The record is from RefSeq and is a predicted model, not a curated record. Gene Ontology annotation, cellular component: membrane.